Tripterygium wilfordii is the source of this 907-nucleotide messenger RNA. Its product is annotated as acyl-protein thioesterase 2-like. The transcript is spliced from 9 exons. Gene Ontology annotation, molecular function: hydrolase activity. Bases 1 to 768 code for a protein of 255 amino acids. The record is from RefSeq and is a predicted model, not a curated record. Lineage: Eukaryota; Viridiplantae; Streptophyta; Magnoliopsida; Celastrales; Celastraceae.
AUGACUGUCUUCCUUAGAAGUAGAACUGCUAGAAGCACAUUUGAGUUUGGAAGUGGAAGUACACAUGUCGUCAGACCCAAAGGAAAGCACCAAGCCACUAUAGUUUGGCUACAUGGCUUGGGAGAUAAGGGUUCAAGCUGUUCUCAGCUUUUGGAGACCCUUCCUCUUCCAAAUAUUAAGUGGAUUUGCCCAACUGCGCCUACUAGACCAGUAGCAUUAUUUGGUGGUUUUCCCUGCACUGCUUGGUUUGAUGUGGGAGAUAUUUCAGAAGAUGCUCCUGAUGAUACAGAGGGUUUGGAUGCUACGGCUGCACAUGUUGCAAAUCUCUUGUCAACAGAGCCUGCUGACAUCAAACUGGGUGUUGGCGGCUUUAGUAUGGGAGCUGCAACUGCCCUCUACUCUGCCACUUGCCGCGUUUUAGGAAAAUAUGGUAAUGGGAACCUGUAUCCAGUUAACCUAAGUGCAAUUGUUGGUUUAAGCGGAUGGCUACCAUGUUCAAGGACCUUGAGGAUCAGGAUGGAAGGGUCACACGAGGCUGCAAGGAGAGCAGCUUCCUUGUCAAUUUUGGUUUUCCAUGGCUUAGCCGAUGAUGUGAUUGCAUAUAAACACGGACAGAAAUCAGCAGAGGCCUUAACUUCAGCUGGAUUUCGGAAUCUUACAUUUAGAACCUACAAUGGGCUGGGUCACUACACAGUCCCUGAAGAGAUGGCUGAAGUUAGUAAUUGGCUAACUGCAUGGUUAGGGCUUGAAGGGUCUCGAUCACGCUAGUGAAAUAAGUGAAGAAACAUCGGCUACUAUUUAUUUGGUUUCUGGAUUUGUUAUUAGUUUUAAUAAUUUUUGCCUUUGUGGUUGAUGUGAAGCUGGAUAGAAAAUUUUGUUUGCUUAUAAUUAACUGUUGCCAGUGAUA